AUGUCUAAAAACAUUGAAAAUAAACAAAAAGCUCUUCAACUACCAAGUAAAAGUGGUUCAGAACAAGUUAAUCAUAUUCAAAGAGAUUUUAACCGUUUGACUGAUGAAAUUAGUAAAUUAAAAAAAGAAAAUGAAGAAUUAAAAAAAAAUAAUUCUAAAACAUUAGAAACUGAACUAAAAAAAAUUGAACAACAAGUAGAAAAAUGCUUAGAUGCUUUACAUGCUGAAUAUAAUAAGAACACUACCUUAGACCAAAAAAUGAACAAACUAUUUGAAUUAUGUAAAGAAUUCGGAAAAGAACUUCCUACCUUUAGAAACAAAAAACUUGUCAAAAAGAAAACUAACAUUUCACAAACUUAG
This is a messenger RNA of Racocetra persica, 360 nucleotides long. Lineage: Eukaryota; Fungi; Glomeromycota; Glomeromycetes; Diversisporales; Gigasporaceae. The record is from the annotation of a GenBank genome assembly.